AUGGAGACCGUGAAUGCAACCUCAAAGGGGCAUUCCCCGGAAAAGACUCGUUAUGAUGAGGAUGUCAUCCAGCCAGAUGAGGGCUUUGAUGAGCUCCACAAUCAGGCCAAAGGCGAACUCCAGCUAAACGUUGGUGGUCGAGGUGCCACCCAGCGGCGCCUGAAGAACUAUCAAGUUACCAUGAUUGGGUUCUGCAGUGGUAUCGGUGUUGGCUUAUUUGUCGGAAUUGGAGCCGCUUAUUCCAAGGCAGGCCCAGCAGGACUGUUCCUGGCAUAUAUCAUUGUUGGGACGGUGAUGUGGUGCAUGAUGCAAAGUAUAUGCGAAUUGGCAACACUUCUCCCAACUGCUGGCUCCUUUCCCCACUGGGCAACUCGGUUUAUUGAUCCAGCGGUUGGGUUUUCACUGGCGAUCUCAUACACAUACGCCUAUUGUAUCGCCAUAGCUUCCGAAGUCUCAGCUGCUGCGAUAAUUGUGGGCUAUUGGACUGAUAUCUCACCAGCCCUGGUGAUCAGUAUUGGUUUGGCAUUGAUCCUGGCUUUCAAUCUGAUGAGUGUACGUUUCUUCGGAGACAUCGAAGUUAUCGGUGGAGCAAUCAAGGUCCUCUGCUUUGUGGGCCUAAUUCUGGUCUCUCUUGUUAUCACAUGUGGAGGUGGACCGAAGCAUCAAACAAUUGGCUUUCGCUACUGGCACGAUCCCGGUCCAUGGACAAAUUUUCACGGUAUCGAGGGCCCAACAGGGCACUUUUUAGGCUUCUUGUCAGCCUUUGUGAAUGCAUCUUUCAGUUUUAUUGGAGUCGAGAUUGUGGUCAUUACGGCUGCUGAAGCUGGUGACCCACAUUUUGCUAUUCCUCGAGCUGCACGGCAGGUUGCCUACCGCAUUGGCUUUUUCUACAUUAUUGGCUCCUUACUUAUCGGAAUGAUUGUGGAUCCAAGAAACAAAGCGCUUGUUUCAGGAACAGGAAACGCAAACAGCUCGCCAUGGGUUAUUGCUAUCAAAGAAGCUGGCAUUAAGGUACUGCCUUCAAUCGUCAACGCUUGCAUUCUUGUUUCCGCAUGGUCUGCAGGAAAUGCAUAUUGUUGGACUAGCUCAAGAAUGUUGGUGGCUAUGACAACUGAUCGCUCCAUGCCGCAAAUCUUUGGUAGAGUCAAUUCAAAGGGUGUGCCAUAUUUUGCCGUCUGCGUGGUCUGGUUGUUUGGGCCACUAGCUUAUCUAAGUCUUGGUAAGGGUGGUCCAUCACAAGCCUGGACCUGGUUACAAGCUCUCAGCACCGUCGCUGGAUUAUUAUCCUGGGGAACCCUCUGUCUGUGCUACAUCCGAUAUCAUGCCGCAAUGAAAGCUCAAGGAGUGAGCCGAGAUACCAUUCCCUGGAAAGGCCCGUUCCAGCCCUACACUGCCUGGGUCGGGUUCAUUGGCUGCAUAUUCAUUAUUCUAAUUGUUGGUUUCCCUGUCUUCCUGAAGAGCAAUUGGAAUACAUCAAGCUUUAUCUCUGCCUACAUUGGAAUACCGAUCUUCUUCGUUCCUAUCAUCGGUUGGAAGAUUAUCCACCGUAUCAAGGUCAGUAACCCUUCUGAUUUCUGA
Molecule: messenger RNA, 1578 nt
Organism: Exophiala bonariae
Lineage: Eukaryota; Fungi; Ascomycota; Eurotiomycetes; Chaetothyriales; Herpotrichiellaceae
Exons: 2
Coding region: 1-1578 (525 amino acids)
Biological process (GO): amino acid transmembrane transport
Cellular component (GO): membrane
Molecular function (GO): amino acid transmembrane transporter activity
Source: RefSeq, a predicted model, not a curated record